AUGAAGCUCGUCAGAUUCCUCAUGAAAUGCGCCAACGAGACGGUGACAAUUGAGUUGAAAAAUGGAACCAUCAUCCACGGCACAAUCUCCUCCGUCUCCCCCCAGAUGAACACGGCUCUUCGCAACGUCAAGAUGACCAUCAAGGGUCAGGAGCCCAUCUCCCUCGAGACCAUGAACAUCCGAGGUUCUACAAUCCGAUACUUUAUCCUUCCCGACUCACUACCUCUCGACACACUACUCAUUGACGACGCGCCCAAGCCCAAGAACAAGGCCCGCAAGGAGGCGGCAGACCGUGGUGCCCGAGGUGGACGAGGCAGAGGCGGUCCCAGGGGACGUGGACGCGGCGGCGGUGGUGGUCGCGGCCGCGGAGGACGACCUUAGAAAGAACAACGCAGGAAGAGAUAGGAGGCCAGGCGAGAAAGGAGAGAAGGAGGAUGGAAGCGUAAAGGCGCAUCAUUCGUGGAGUGGCUAUGAUAUCGAGAUGAUAUCACAUUUUAAAUGGAACUUGGCGUUCGGGUUGUUUAGCCAUAAAAACUGUAUGAAUCUGAA
This is a messenger RNA of Fusarium graminearum PH-1, 549 nucleotides long. Its product is annotated as small nuclear ribonucleoprotein Sm D1. Gene Ontology annotation, molecular function: RNA binding. Gene Ontology annotation, biological process: spliceosomal snRNP assembly; RNA processing. The record is from RefSeq and is a predicted model, not a curated record. The transcript has 3 exons. Lineage: Eukaryota; Fungi; Ascomycota; Sordariomycetes; Hypocreales; Nectriaceae. Gene Ontology annotation, cellular component: U5 snRNP; SMN-Sm protein complex; spliceosomal tri-snRNP complex. Bases 1 to 381 code for a protein of 126 amino acids.